This is a messenger RNA of Triticum turgidum subsp. durum (durum wheat), 465 nucleotides long. NCBI's taxonomy places the organism in Eukaryota, Viridiplantae, Streptophyta, Magnoliopsida, Poales, Poaceae. The record is from the annotation of a GenBank genome assembly.
AUGGUCGGUGGCCGCGACCACCAACAAGAGGAAUCGCGAGGCGGCGGCGGCGGCACCAAGGGGAAGCCGCAGCCCGUCACUGCCAAGGAAAAGCGGGUCACAGCUAAGGAAGUGUCGGAGUCGAGGAAGCCCGACUACAACCUUAAGAAAGACAUCGAAGUACUAUGGGGAAAGAUGAUAGGUCGUCAUUUGAGCAAGGAGGAUAUAAUCAAGCUAGUUACCGAGGCCCUCCGUAAAAUGGAUUGGAAAUAUUUGGAAUUUCUGGAUCCCAUACAUGUGUGUAGUGGUUCUCACACUCAAGAGAGUGGCAAGGUUAGGACGCAUAUUAUCAGAAUCUUGAAGAAGCAGAUUAUGAAGCUUGAUGUCAGUGAUUAUGGAUGCCUUGUUCUAUUUGAAGAGCUGACAAAGCAGUUAAAGGAAAUCAUAUUGAUAAGCUUAAACAGGUCCAUCUUUGACCAAGUAUAG